AUGAAUGAUUUAAGAACAACCGCAAGAGUUCCAUUGAAAAGUCGUUUUGUAGGUGCAGUAACAACGCAACCAACCAACUCACUUAAUGCGACAUUAAAACCUAUUAAAUGUCUGACAGUGAAAUUAAUUACAUCAUACAAUAAAAAUUAUCGCAACAAGUUCACAGGUUUGGAAAUGAGAUAA
This is a messenger RNA of Clunio marinus, 183 nucleotides long. The record is from the annotation of a GenBank genome assembly. Lineage: Eukaryota; Metazoa; Arthropoda; Insecta; Diptera; Chironomidae.